CGGCCGCAGACAUUGGCGGGGCUUUUGCUUCGCCCUUUUCCCUGCUGUUCUCGGAGCCCCUUCGUGCCUGCUUUUGGCCCUCACCGCCUUUCUUUUUUUUAACCCAUUAUCCCUCCUUUUUUUCCUCCCUUCACCCUCCCCCAUUUUUUUCUUCACUCUCCCAUUUUUUUCUUCACUCCCCCUUUUUUGCCUUCACCCACUUUUUUUGCAUUCACUCACUUUUUUGCUUUCACCCUCAUUUUUUAACUCUUCACCUCCUCUUUUUUUCUUUUAACCCCCCCUUUUUUUUUCUUUCACCCCCUCUUUUUUUUCCCUUCACACCUCCAUUUUUUUCCUUUUACCCCCAUUUUUCCCUUCAUCUCGCCUUUCCCCCCAUAAUCAAUUAAUUUGUAAAAAGCCUCAGAGGUAAAUGAGUCCAGCCUUGAUAAAGUUUCUCUUCAUGCCCCCUUUUUUUUCCUCCUUUCAUCUUCGUUUUUUUUUUCCCUUCACCUCCUAUUUUUUGCCCCAGAAUCACAGAACCAAUUAAGUUGGAAAAGACCUCUGAGCUCAUUGAUGAAGUUCCCCUUCAUUCUCCUUUCCCCCCCCCCCCCAUUUUUUUCCUGUCAUCCCUCUUUUUUCCCCUUUUACCCCCUUUUCCCCCUCCCCUUUAUUUUUCUUUACAUUUUGCACAUGUAGAAUUUUCCCUGCUCUGUACAGGAGGUUGGGAGCGAGUUGAAACGUGUUAAUCUCUCACCUCCCCUCCAUUUAAUGUACCCAAAAACGGGCUGCGAAUUGCCUGUAAAAAAGGGGUGUAACUGGCUGUGUAUUAAAAUACCCAAAAAAGGGCUCUAAAACAUCUGGCUCAGCACAGACCUGGCUGUGACUGAGGUGCUCAGGCCCUUUUUAGUGUAAAUAAUAAUUAGGGACAGAAAUAAUUCAGCUCAAGACUCUUCCUGCAUUUGAGGUUACCAAGUGUAAGCUUUCUUUCAGCUGUAGAUGAUUUUUGUUGUGUGGGGAGAUGUUUUCUCUGUUCAAGUUUGGGUUCUCUGCUUUAUGUUUUUAUUAUUUUUUCCUCCUUCACUGGACUGUUAUUUCCCGAAUUUGGGAUUUUUUCAUCCCUUAGGCUGUUGUGGUUUUGUUUCUAAGCCUUGCUGGUCUCUGAGCACGGUUUUAGACCCUCUUCCCACAUCCUGAGAGGAUUCCCAGUGUGAACUCAUCCCUUCUUUUCCUUCAUCCACAUCACAAUUGCUCCUUUCCAAAUCCUCUCACAGUGAACUUUCAUUUCCCAAAUAAUGAGGAAAUAGUGACUCUUGAUGGAAGAGCACGGGGUGAGCCAGGCAGAGCACAUGGCUACCAUCGAGGCGCACGCCGUGGCGCAGCAGGUGCAGCAGGUGCACGUGGCCACCUACACGGAGCACAGCAUGCUGAGCGCCGACGAGGACUCGCCCUCCUCGCCCGAGGACACCUCCUACGACGACUCCGACAUCCUCAACUCCACGGCGGCCGACGAGGUCACCGCGCACCUGGCGGCCGCAGGCCCUGUGGGGAUGGCAGCAGCUGCUGCUGUGGCCACGGGGAAGAAGCGGAAGCGGCCGCACGUGUUCGAGUCCAACCCCUCCAUCCGCAAGAGGCAGCAGACACGAUUGCUCAGGAAGCUGAGGGCCACGCUGGAUGAGUACACCACCAGAGUGGGGCAGCAGGCCAUCGUGCUGUGCAUCUCACCCUCCAAACCCAACCCUGUCUUCAAAGUGUUCGGUGCUGCACCCCUGGAGAACGUGGUGCGCAAGUACAAGAGCACCAUCCUGGAGGACCUGGAGUCGGCGCUGGCCGAGCACGCCCCGGCCCCCCAGGAGGUGAACUCAGAGCUGCCCCCCCUCACCAUCGAUGGCAUCCCCGUCUCCGUGGACAAAAUGACCCAGGCACAGCUGAGAGCCUUCAUCCCCGAGAUGCUGAAGUACUCCACGGGUCGUGGGAAGCCAGGCUGGGGCAAGGAGAGCUGCAAGCCCAUCUGGUGGCCCGAGGACAUCCCGUGGGCCAACGUCCGCAGCGACGUCCGCACGGAGGAGCAGAAGCAGCGGGUGUCCUGGACCCAGGCCCUGCGCACCAUCGUCAAGAACUGCUACAAGCAGCACGGGCGCGAGGACCUGCUCUACGCCUUCGAGGACCAGCAGACGCCGCAGACCACGACCACGCACAGCAUCGCCCACCUGGUGCCCUCCCAGACCGUGGUGCAAACCUUCAGCAACCCCGACGGCACCGUGUCCCUCAUCCAGGUUGGCACGGGGGCCACGGUGGCCACGCUGGCCGACGCCUCCGAGCUGCCCACCACGGUCACCGUGGCACAGGUCAAUUAUUCUGCGGUGGCUGACGGAGAGGUGGAGCAGAACUGGGCCACGCUGCAGGGAGGGGAGAUGACCAUCCAGACGACGCAGGCCUCGGAGGCCACGCAGGCGGUGGCAUCGCUAGCCGAGGCGGCGGUGGCGGCGUCGCAGGAGAUGCAGCAGGGAGCCACUGUCACCAUGGCACUCAACAGUGAAGCCGCUGCCCACGCCGUAGCCACGCUGGCCGAGGCCACCCUUCAGGGAGGGGGACAGAUUGUCCUGUCUGGGGAAACUGCAGCAGCAGUGGGAGCGCUCACAGGAGUCCAGGAUGCCAAUGGGCUGGUGCAGAUCCCGGUGAGCAUGUACCAGACGGUGGUGACCAGCCUGGCGCAGGGGAACGGCCCGGUGCAGGUGGCCAUGGCGCCGGUGACCACGCGCAUCGCGGACACGGCCGUCACCAUGGACGGGCAGGCCGUGGAGGUGGUGACCCUGGACCAGUGACCCCGGAGCAGCCCCCGGCCCUGCCCAGCCUCCUCCUCCUCUGCAGAUUUUUUACGCCUCUCCAGAGAUGCAAUCAGGUGGCAUUUUGAGUCUCCCGGCUUUGGAAACAAAACUUUUUUUUUUUUAAUUUUUUUUUUUUUUUCUCUCUUUAUUUUUUUUUUUUUUAAUCGAGAAAACUAGGAAAAAAAAAAAAAAAACGCAAAAAAAACAACCAAAUCCUGGCAGAGGAUGUGUGUAAAGUGCAUUUUUCUAGCGCCACUCUGCUCUCGGAGGAACGAGAAGCCAAAUUGUGACGGGACUUUGAUUCUGAGGAGGUUGGAAAGAAAAGGAAAAGAAAAAUAAAGCGACCCUUGAUGCCCCGUUUUCCCCCACGUGGGAUCGAGCAGGAGGAGGCUGGGGGGCAGCACGGACACCCUCGGCCAGCACCGACCUCGACAGCAAAUUAGGUAUCAAAGAUUUUAAUAUGGACUUUUAUAUUCCGAAAAACCCGCUCCAGAUACACAAACAAAACAAAAAAAAAACCAACAAACCACAAAAGGAAAAAAACAAAACAAAAAAAAAAAGCUUGGGGAAAAAAAAA
This is a messenger RNA of Melospiza melodia melodia, 3381 nucleotides long. It is a transcript of the gene NRF1, whose product is annotated as nuclear respiratory factor 1. The transcript is spliced from 11 exons. The coding region runs from base 1293 to 2801 and encodes 502 amino acids. Gene Ontology annotation, biological process: regulation of transcription by RNA polymerase II. Gene Ontology annotation, cellular component: nucleus. The record is from RefSeq and is a predicted model, not a curated record. Gene Ontology annotation, molecular function: RNA polymerase II cis-regulatory region sequence-specific DNA binding; DNA-binding transcription factor activity, RNA polymerase II-specific. NCBI's taxonomy places the organism in Eukaryota, Metazoa, Chordata, Aves, Passeriformes, Passerellidae.